Protopterus annectens (West African lungfish) is the source of this 5175-nucleotide messenger RNA. It is a transcript of the gene SKIL, whose product is annotated as SKI like proto-oncogene. Gene Ontology annotation, molecular function: SMAD binding; RNA polymerase II cis-regulatory region sequence-specific DNA binding; DNA-binding transcription factor activity, RNA polymerase II-specific. Gene Ontology annotation, cellular component: nucleus. The record is from RefSeq and is a predicted model, not a curated record. Lineage: Eukaryota; Metazoa; Chordata; Ceratodontiformes; Protopteridae. The transcript has 8 exons. Bases 1397 to 3583 code for a protein of 728 amino acids. Gene Ontology annotation, biological process: negative regulation of BMP signaling pathway.
AAGCAGCAGUCUGUUCAGGAUAGCAAUAAGAUAUAUUUUUUGUCAGUGUUUGCCGCUGCUGAGACUAAAAUGUCUGACAUUUGCUAAAUGUUUAGUCACGAGACUGUUUGGUAUUAGUUUGGCUACAUAUCUCCAACUCAGAGAAUAGGAGCUGUCAGACGAAACAAAUAAAAAAAAUCGUCUUUGAUGAUAAUCCGUCUGACCCCCACCCACAUCGAACCUUUAAAUGUAUUUAUGGGCUUGAGGUUCGCAUACUUCUUAUACAUUCACACUAUAAUGUUCAAUUCUGAGUGAUUGCAGCAGUAUCACACAAAUGUAACAAGAACCACAAACAAGACCUGCCUGCAUCAUUAGCAGACAGCGCGACCUAGAAACCACUAACAUUGUUUAGGGUUAUUCCAAAGCCGCCGGCUCAGACUGUGUUUCUCGGCAGUGACGUUGCACGUAAACGUGUAUUGGUGACAUCACUGUUCAGUGUGUAGUAAGAACGUCAGCGAAGGCUGUGUAUUAGGGUCUGGCUGGAUAUGCUUGAUGGUGGAGUGUGUUAUAAAGAAGGUGGUCGUGAAAGGAAGAAUCAACGAAAAAAAGAUUGUAAAUGGUAAAUCUUGGGCUGAAGUGAGGACCAUCAUUGCAAACAACAAACCCCGCUGUACGUUUUUGCUGUUUUGCACUGACUGAUUUCUGGAAAACGUGGUCUGUGCAUAUUGAGUUUAGUCUAGUCUAAUAUAAUCUUGGAUGUCUUGUUACCUGCAUUAAAACACAUUUAUUGGAUUUUCAUUUACGGUGGUUGAUCUUUACAAACAUAUUUGAUUUAACUAGUUGGUUUGGUGUUUGUCUCCUAAUUAUUCUUAAAACGUCUGCCUGUUUUUAAACUUCAUAGAACAAUUACACUGGAUUAUCUGUAGCACCAUUUCAAGCAUCUCCCCCUGUAAAUAUCAAAACACGUUUGGAAUGAUAUCUUGUUCAAAUGUAAACUUUUAUAGAAAUGCAAAACAGGCAUAUAGUACAGUAGAAUGACUUGCCGAGAAGCUGCCCAGCUGCAACAGUCCGUCUUCUUACACAAAAUUGAGAUUAAAAGUCAUCCGCACAAGCAAAAAAUCUGACAUCUCAAGGACCAGAUGGUUUUACAGGUAUCUGAGGUGUGAUUUAUCGUGUUUUAUUUGAUUAAGAAAAAGCACUUACUUAACUUGAACUUAAACCUACCCUGGCAAAACUGAUUUGAACUGUUCCACUUUACUAAAAUUUGUUCAGACUCUGUUUUAGAUAGCUUGUCUGUGCUUUUUUUUCUCCCUGUUUAAAGCCAAAUGGUUCAAGUAUGCUUAUUGAAGCAGAUCAAGAACUCUGAUACUUAAAAAAAAAAAAAAAAAAGGAAAGAAAAACAGUAUUUUUCCUCAAAAUGGAGAGUGCUGAAGUUACUUCAAAUACCAUUUUUCAGGAAAGUCCUUUUGGUGGUUCUUCUAUGAAGAAAAUAAGUAAAAUUAGAAAUGAAGAAACUCCUCUCAAAAAACGAGUGCUUGCAGAAGCUGGUGUUAAUGGCAAAAUGUGUGAAGGUAUAUGCAGCUCUCCUGUCAUAAAAAAAGAACGUGAUGAGGAUGCUGAAUCUUCAGUAGAUGCUAAUGGUGAUGGUUGCAAAGGGAUGUUUGUUUCUGGAGCGGGCCCACUAGACUUAAAUCCAGGCUUAAAACAUACAUUGGCACAGUUUCACCUAAGCAGUCAGAGCUCUCUUGGUGGACCUGCAGCUUUUUCUGCACGCUAUGCUCAGGAGUGCAUGUCUUCUCCAGUUAUUUUGCCACUUUCUUCUCCUCAGAUUCUUCCUGGACCAUUGCUUAUUCCUUCAGACAGUUCAACAGAGCUUACUGUUACUUCACUUGAAGGAGAGUCUAUUUCCUGUUUCAUGGUUGGUGGUGAGAAAAGGUUGUGUCUUCCUCAAGUGUUAAAUUCUGUUCUUCGUGACUUUUCUCUUCAGCAGAUUAACACAGUCUGUGAUGAGUUGUAUAUAUAUUGUUCCAGAUGCACAGCCGAUCAGCUCCAGAUAUUAAAAGUUUUGGGAAUCUUGCCAUUUAAUGCACCAUCUUGUGGACUAAUCACCUUAACUGAUGCACAACGACUUUGUAAUGCUCUUUUGCGUCCGAGGACCUUCCCCCAGAAUGGCAGUAUUCUCCCUGGGAAAAACUCCUUGGCUCAGUUGAAGGAAACUGGCAGUGCAUUUGAGGUAGAACAUGAGUGCUUAGGCAAGUGCCAGGGCUUGUUUGUGCCACAGCUGUAUACCCAGCCUGACGCUCCAUGCAUACAGUGUUUGGAAUGUUAUGGGAUUUUCUCACCUCAGAAAUUUGUGAUGCAUUCUCAUAGGUCACCAGAUAAACGGACCUGUCACUGGGGGUUUGAUUCAGCAAAAUGGCAUUGCUACCUCCACCUUAGUAGAAAAUAUUUGGAAACUCCAGAAGCAAAAUUGUUCCAGUGUCAGCUGGAUGAAAUGAAGGAGAAGUUUAACUUCAGUAAACAGAAAAGAAAAGCCAUAAAAGGUUGUUCUGAUGAUGGCCAAAUAAAGAAGGGGAAAUUUGAACUUUCUGGUGUGAAGCACAAAACAUUGGAGAUUGACUUUGUAAAAAAGGUAGAUCCCCAACCAGAUUUAACAGUCCAAGACUGGUAUCCAGUUUUAAAACAAGAAACCAAUCAUAUUGGUGAAUCACAUUCUAGCAUGCAUCCUAGUUAUUACCUGUACAUGUGUGACAAAGUGGUUGCCCCAAAUGUUUCCCUUUCAUCCUCUCCAAUGCACUGUCGAGAUGAUGGAAGACAAACUGGUGUUGUUUCAGAAUUGAACAAAGUAUCUGACCAAUCUCCAAGGCAGAAAAGUAGUGAUAAAGAAAAUGUUUCUUAUCCUGAGGUAUCGCUGGAAGAGCAGGAGAAAGCUGACCUAAAGUUAGUGGCAAAAAAAAGCAGCCAGUCAGAUCUUUGUGUGUCGGGCAGUACUACAGAUCAAGUGAAAUCUGAACAUAGUGGUGAACACAGCCCUUUGGAUGUUUCUAUGGAAACUAGCCAUUCUGAGAAAAAAGAUAACACAAGGACCUUGAACCAAACUCUUAUCAAGGACAGUAGUGAAGAUGACAAGAACAGAAUCAUGGAGGAAGUAAUGACCAUGUACAUUAAACAGCAAGAAAGGCUGAAUAUCAUUUUACAGAAGAAGAGGCAACUGCAGAUGGAAGUAGAGACCCUCAACAGUUCCAAAGCUCUCAGGGAGCUGACGGUUGAUCAGAGGAGUUUGCAGAGAGAACUUGAGUCAUUGCAAAGUGAGCAUGCCCAGAAGAUGGAUGAGUUACGCGAUGAGCAGUCUGAGCUGGAACGAAGACUACAGCAGCUGGUGCAUCAGAACUGUGCCUGUGACACAAAUUCGGAAAAAGAAAGGGAGGCAGAGUAUGCUGCACAGCUUGCAGAACUGAGGCAAAGGCUGGACCAUGCUGAAGCAGAUCGUCGUGAGCUCCAGGAAGAACUCAGACGGGAACGAGAAGCAAGAGAAAAGCUGGAGAUGAUGAUCAAAGAGUUGAGGCUUCAGAUAUUUGAGACUUCAAAGAAGAAUAAAGACUGAGUAUAUUCAAUGAAGAACUUAAAAAAAAUUGAGUUUUUUUAACUGCAAUGUGACCAACUGUAUUGUCUGGUUAAAACAAAAUUAUUUUACUGAAGUAAGCAUGUUGAGUUGAGGAUGGUGAGGCCUGUUGGUAAGCAUUCAGAAAUGUUUCUUAAUUAUUAUUAUUUUUAUUAUUUUUUUAAGUUUUGUUUACUUUGUUACAACAAGUGAUAAUUGAAACUCCUCUGUUUAAAGCAGUAGGUUCCACAGUCGGUGACUUAUGUACCCUUUUUAUAAAAGGGAGUUGCUGAAAGUUUAAUAAAAAUGUGAAGUAUUGUAUUUACUAUAAUGAUUAUCUAUAGAAGCUCCAGUGAGUUGGAGCCUAGGAUGACCAUAUACUUAUGCAGAAAUGUUAUAAGAGCAAAAAACUUAAAAAAAAAAAAAAAAAAAAAAAUAAUCUUGACAACCGCAGGCUACCAGCAUUUUAUCUUUUAGAAAUGUGCAGCAGGUAACAAGACAUUUGUGACAUCUUUCCUGAAGGAUGAUAGUGAAGUAAUUGUGCGCCAAGAGGAUGAACUUUUAAUUUAUUAUCCCCCAUGUUUCUGUAUUUAGAUGCUCAGAUGUGACAUCUGAUGUUUGUCUGUGUGUGUGUGUGUGUGUGUGUGCACACAUUUGUGUUUAGUAUAAAUAUAUACAUACAGACAUUACAUACAUUUAUGUAUGUGCAGAAACGCACUUGUAUGCAUAUAAACAUAGACGUGUAUGUAUUUUGUGUGUAUACAUAUCACACCGACAUAAGGCACAGCAAGUUUUAGAAUGUGUGCACUGUUGAAUUACUGUACUAAUAUGCACAGAAUGUGUGUAAAGGUGUGUAUGUGUGUAUAGAGGACUACAGUGCUUACUUGGCCUGUUUUGGAAUAUUGACUGCAGUGAGUCAGGAUAUGUCUUGCUACUGUAUAUUCUGCACAGCACUUAACUGGCUCUCAAAUACCACAAUAGCUUCCCUUAUGGCACCUCACCACUAAAAAUUGUGAUAACUUCAGCCAGGGACCUAAUGAUGUCAGCUUGAACCACUGAUGAAAUUGCAUUGUCUUAUGUGGAUAUUAUUUAUAUAUACUAAACAAACUGGCUGCUUUUUGCUUGUAGCAGUCUGCGAUUUUUAUUAUUGUCUUAAUAUUUGGCCAAUUUAGUAGUAUCAUCAUGUAAAAUAACUGGGACUCUCUUUAACUGGUGCUUGUCACUUCCCUUUGACUGUUUGCAUAGAAUUCCCCCUUUCCAGUAGGUUCGUUUAUUUCACAGUACACAUUAAAUUUUUUGUUACAGUAGAUUUUUCAAAGUACCAUUUUUGGCAGACGACACUGUUUUGAAAUGUUUUUAUUUGAUUUCCCCCUUCCACUUUUCCUUGAGAGCUUAACAGGUAAUUUGUGAUGCUGUAAGAUAAAUGUUUGUUGUCUCACAAUUUUUCCAUUUGAUAGGAAAUUACAGUUAUUUAGACUGUUUCAUAUUUUUAUAAAGAUUUAAAAUAACAUAAAAUUUGCAUAGUGUGCCAUAAACUUUAACAGAAUGUUCAUAGGCAUUAAACACUAGUUUACAAGUAAUAAAUACAUAACUGU